AUGUCACGACAAAUAUUAAAAGAAGAAUCAAUAAAUGGAUUCAACAUAAAUUGGCUUGGAUAUCAUUUUCAAAGUCAAUCUGAUCAAAGUACAAAUAUUUCAACACCAGUUUUUACAGAUGGUCAAGCACCUACUGGAGUUGAAUUUCCAGACAGUUAUAAAGAUGAUCAACAUAAAGAGUCAAUGAUGAAUAUUAAAGGUAAAAAAAAGGGUGAUGUUGGAAAAAAUGAUAAUGAUAGUAAUUUAAUCUAUUCGGAACCAAAUUUACAAAGUACUGGCUAA
Entrophospora candida is the source of this 282-nucleotide messenger RNA. NCBI's taxonomy places the organism in Eukaryota, Fungi, Glomeromycota, Glomeromycetes, Entrophosporales, Entrophosporaceae. The record is from the annotation of a GenBank genome assembly.